UUCAGGAGUCGUAUAGAUCUGAUCCGAUCAAAAGAUGGCGAGAUUCUCAGUUUCUGGAGGAGACGACGGAGAAGGAUCAAGCAACCAUCAAUCCCGCAAACGGCAGCGACUUCCUUCCAUCGAUGAAGAUGAAGAAACAGCCGGAAGUUCCGGUGAAGAAGACGAAGAAGAUGAUCGUCAAAUUGAAUCCAUGAGCGAUGACAGCGAUCGUGAAGUGGUAAUAGAAGAGGCAAGACGAAUUGCUGAAGAUCCCGUAACAAGCCAGAUCUCUUCGAGCAAAGAUUCUUCUCUUUCCGUAACGCUUUUGGAUCCAGAUGUUCUCGAUUGCCCUAUUUGCUGCGAGCCCCUCAAGGCUCCCAUCUUUCAGUGUGAUAAUGGUCAUCUAGCUUGUUCUGUGUGCUGCGCCAAAGUCAGGAACAUAUGUCCGUCCUGCACGUUACCCGUCGGUUAUAUUCGCUGCAGAGCCAUGGAGAAGGUCAUAGAAACAUCUAGAGUCUCAUGUACCAACGCCAAGUACGGGUGUAAGGAGAAAAUGUUAUAUGGUAAUCGAUUUAGCCACGAGAAGCUUUGUGUUUUCGCCCCGUGUUCCUGCCCCGUACUUAACUGCAACUACACUGGCUAUUACAAGGAUCUCAACAGCCACGUACGUGCUAAACACAAAGACGAGGUGAUUCCUUUUGUCUGGGACGUUUCUGUAACCAUUAGAUUGGAUAAGACCACAAUCCUUCAGGAAGAAAAGGAUGGGGAAGUGAUGGUGGUUCAAGUUUUCAGGGGUUUGCACGUUGUGUAUGUCGUUGUGACCUGUAUUGCACCUUCGGCACGGGAAGUGGGAUGCUUCUCAUACUAUCUGGUAACUGUACCUCUAGCCGUCGAUGGCUCACUAGUCCAGCGAUCCAUGAUGAAGAACAUUCAGAAAUUGAGUAAUGAACAACCAGAAGAUGGUUUCAUGGUGAUUCCUUCCUAUAUGUUGUCUGGUAGUUCGCGGAUUUUACUUGGCCGUGGCCGGGCUUAUGGUCAUGCCUGAGUUGCGGAAAUAAUUGAAUUUGUUAUUUCGUUCUCUCACAUUUUUAGGUGUAUAUAUGAUUUAGUUGGUGGACCUAAACUUUGAGGCUUUGAGCAUAAAGGUUUUCUGUGAUUUGAGAA
This is a messenger RNA of Brassica oleracea var. oleracea, 1143 nucleotides long. Its product is annotated as E3 ubiquitin-protein ligase SINA-like 10. The record is from RefSeq and is a predicted model, not a curated record. The transcript has 2 exons. Gene Ontology annotation, molecular function: zinc ion binding. The coding region runs from base 35 to 1024 and encodes 329 amino acids. NCBI's taxonomy places the organism in Eukaryota, Viridiplantae, Streptophyta, Magnoliopsida, Brassicales, Brassicaceae.